Messenger RNA from Cetraspora pellucida, 567 nucleotides. The record is from the annotation of a GenBank genome assembly. Lineage: Eukaryota; Fungi; Glomeromycota; Glomeromycetes; Diversisporales; Gigasporaceae.
AUGAGUGAUAGAACUUUCUGUAAAGUAGAUUCAAUCCAAACCUCUAAAACUAAAAUAUGUACUGGGUGUUAUACUACAAAGAAGAUUAACGAUUUUAUUUAUCCUUAUAGAGAUAACCCAAAUUAUAAACAUGCAACCUCAAAGCUCUUGAGGGUGAAUCUUAAUACAAAAAUUGCUAACAAUACUUCAAGCACUUGUGUUGAUAAUGAUUUAGAGAACACAGAGCCAAUUCUUGAACAAGAAGUCUUUAAAGAAGAUAUGACAAACAAUCUACAAGUGAAUAAUGCAAGUGAUACUGAAAAUAAUCACUAUAAUGAUGAUAAGAGUGAAUUUCUAUAUAGCAUUGAUGAAAUAGAAGAGUAUAUUAGAACAAAGUUUCAUAACUUAGAGAAUAAUGAUAAACCUGUAAAAAUUUCAUUUGAAAUUGAGUUAAAUUCACAACUUGUUAAAUAUAGUGCUUGUGAUCUCCAAUCAGAAUCACUAGAUUUAGAAGUAAUCAAAAAUAAUUUUCAUCUAAUUGCCAAAAUAAUCAUCAUUACAAUCGAGUCUGGAUCUAAUUAUUACUGA